AUGUCUUAGAAACCGAAGUUUAAUUAGAUCAUAAGUGUUAAUGGUGACAUUCAUCAUCAAUCUAUUAUGUCACCUAUUGAUCAUAGAUGUGUGAAAAGAUAAAAAAAAGUCACUUUUGACAAUUAUGCUCUUUAUCUUUAAUUUCGAGCAACUGACUGUCCUAGUGAAGUGAAUAUUACCCUUUAAAAACACAAUUAAUAGACAUCAAUCUCAAUAAGUACCUGA
Molecule: messenger RNA, 225 nt
Organism: Paramecium pentaurelia
Lineage: Eukaryota; Ciliophora; Oligohymenophorea; Peniculida; Parameciidae
Source: the annotation of a GenBank genome assembly